AUUGUUGACCUUGAGGAAACUGGGGGAUUUACAGAUAAUUUCUGAUUAAACUGCUUUCGAUUUCAUUUGCGUUUCAGUGUUGCUGCUGCGAUGAUGAGUGUUAAACUGUUGGCGAUUUUGUUGGUUGCGUUGUGCGGUGGUGUUUCGUCCGCUUCAGCUUUCGCAAAGAGGAGUCCGUUUUAUUACGAGUACAAGGAUAAACUGUAUUAUUUGGAAACUUUCUACAAGGCAACGUUCUAUAAAGCCUUCAUGUCUUGCAGUAAAAUGGGCAUGAAUUUGCUGAGCAUCGAUUCCGAUGAGGAGUUCGAUAAAAUCCAUACGUUUGUGAAGGAUAAAAUGGAAUACAAGGAUGGUUUGAUGAUUUUGACGUCGGGGGCGGCGAAGGAGAUGCGCCAAUUCCAUUGGAUGAAUACAGGAAAUCCGGUUCGAUUGUCCAGGUGGCAUCCGGGCGAACCGAACAACACCAGCGGACGCGAAUACUGCUUGCACAUUUGGCUCACGAACAACAAAUUCCUGCUGAACGAUACGCACUGCGAUUUGGAAAUGUACUUCAUUUGCGAAUCGAAGAAAAUCUAAAUAAAUUUCCCAUCUCGAACGUA
This is a messenger RNA of Nicrophorus vespilloides, 599 nucleotides long. Its product is annotated as C-type lectin 37Db-like. Gene Ontology annotation, biological process: biological process involved in interspecies interaction between organisms. Gene Ontology annotation, molecular function: carbohydrate binding. The record is from RefSeq and is a predicted model, not a curated record. Gene Ontology annotation, cellular component: external side of plasma membrane. The coding region runs from base 91 to 576 and encodes 161 amino acids. NCBI's taxonomy places the organism in Eukaryota, Metazoa, Arthropoda, Insecta, Coleoptera, Silphidae. The transcript is spliced from 3 exons.